Molecule: messenger RNA, 2603 nt
Organism: Pseudonaja textilis
Lineage: Eukaryota; Metazoa; Chordata; Lepidosauria; Squamata; Elapidae
Gene: RND2
Product: Rho family GTPase 2
Biological process (GO): small GTPase-mediated signal transduction
Molecular function (GO): GTP binding; GTPase activity
Source: RefSeq, a predicted model, not a curated record
AGAAGGCAGGAGAGCGAGCGACGAGCUGCGAUGCUUUGGGACCGGUCGGGCUAGCAGGUAGCGUGUUGUGUGCGGGUCCGUCAUUCAUUCAGCAGCGGGGACACCGGCCGUCAUGGAGAAUCAGCUAUCGCACUGCAAAAUCGUGGUGGUUGGCGACAGCCAGUGCGGCAAGACAGCGUUGCUGCAUGUUUUCGCCAAGGACGCCUAUCCUGAGAAUUAUGUCCCUACUGUAUUUGAGAACUACACAGCCAGUUUUGAGAUUGAGAAGCAGCGCAUUGAGCUUAACAUGUGGGAUACUUCAGGCUCAACAUACUAUGACAAUGUCCGCCCCCUUGCCUAUCCAGAUUCAGAUGCUGUUCUUAUCUGUUUUGACAUUAGCCGUCCUGAAACUCUGGACAGUGUCCUUAAAAAGUGGCAGGGAGAGAUACAAGAAUUCUGCCCUGGUGCCAAAGUAGUUUUGGUGGGCUGCAAACUGGACAUGCGCACAGACUUGAAUACUUUACGGGAACUCUCCAAACAGCGCCUUAUCCCUGUUACACAUGAGCAGGGCAGCAUGCUGGCCCGGCAGUUGGGUGCUGCGGCAUAUGUAGAAUGCUCUUCCAAGGUGUCAGAGAAUAGUGUGCGGGAUGUUUUCCAUGUGACCACACUGGCCUCAAUCAAUCGGAUGCAUAAGCACUUCAAGCACAGCAACUCAAAGCGAGGACUGAAGCGGUUUACUCAGAUGCCGGGACGGACAGAUUUAUUGACUGACCCUGAGAUCCGUAAAGACCGGGCCAAGAGCUGCUUGGUGAUGUGAGGGUGGGCACAACUGCAGAGGGGCUGAAAUACAGCACUGCCUGUCCAUAUCACUUUGGGUAGUAACUGGGAAUGGAAGGUCUCUGCACUGAUGGCCACAUUCCCCAGGAUGUAGGUCAGAACAAACUAAGGCCUGUCUAGAAGCUGAGUUGGGAGGGAUCUUCCUGAAACUGCAAAUACUCAGCACAGUGCAAAAGCAUCUAGAUGACCCAUGGUUGCACAAAACACACACAAAAAAUGCUCAGGUUGUAGACAUCUUCCAAAGAAAGGAACACUUCCCUGUGAGAAGUACUGGUGGUGAUAAAUACUUCAAAUCUUCUUAAAGGGUUAUUAUUUCACAAUUAGUUUCAAAUGUGUAGAUGUCCAGACACCCCAAGUGUCUGACACUUUUGGGGGCUGUAGGGUGUGUCACUCAGUCCAUGCCCACAGUGUGUGUGCACAUGUAUAUAUGUGCUCAUGUUUGAGGGCAGUCAUGGAAUAAAAGAAUUGCAGAAGAAUCAGAGGAAAUUGUGGUCAUUUUAGAUGAAAAAUCAGAUCAAUUAGGAUGAGGCGGAUGAGGGCUGAUAGUUCUGGGCAACAGUGCACUUGACACUCUGGAGUAACUGGCAGGUCAUUUUGUCCCAAAAGUGCUUUUUCAAAAGGCAGCGGGACUUUCUGUUUUUUUUCUUGAGGAUGUUCCACAUCUGAUCCAAGAAACUUCUUCAGUUCUGACUGAAGAGUGGAAACUAGAAGGAUUUAUAUUUAUAUUCCUUGCAGACAUCAUGGCACAAGGAUGUUGUGCCAUGAGGACUGUAAUCAUUCACCACCAUUUCUUCAGAACUAAAGAAGCCUCUUGGAUGAGAUGUGAAAUGUCUUCAAUGAAAAACAAUGUCCAGUUGCCUUUUGAAAAAGCACCUUUGAGACCACCAUGAUCUGCAUAACUGAGAAUCUCCAUAGACAUUUGACAGGUCACUUCACUACUUGGCACAUUUCUGGAAGAGAUAUUACCAGAGAUAAUUGCCAAGAAAGUAGCACUUUUGGAAGAGAUGGUUUUCAUUAUCUCUACCAAGGGUGAAAUCUAGAAAACUCAACAAUUGUGUCCACUGGAGCCUUUGUUUUCAAUAAUAGCUGCUUUGGUCUUCACUUGUCUUAUAUGACACCUUUUUGUCUCUGCAAAUUUGGGAGACUAGAUAGUCUGCCAUGACCAUGGCUGCAUCGUUCUUUACCUCGAAUUGUUGGCAACUGAAGUCUCCUUAUGUUGCUUUGGGACAUCAAGAAGCAAAACAUAAGUUUUAAAGGUUUGGGAGUAGACCCAUAUGAAUUCCUCUCAAGUGGGAUUGAUGUGGCAAGGCCAUGUGUCUAUGUGAGAGAACAAAACAAAGGACCCUGGACUUCAUUAAGAACCCUGUCAAUCAGUGGAGCAAAAUAAGAGCUGCUAACUGUCAGCUCAGAAGAAAAGAAAUAAGUGUAAGCGCAAGCCACCUCAUAGGGUUGUAUUUGUGGAGGACAGCCAUGUGUUCUAUCUUGAGUUUCUUAAAGUCAGGAUAGAAAUUUAAUACACAUUGCAUGAAACAUUUUUUUAAUGCAGUUAGAAAGAUUGCUUACAGAGAGUUUGACCUCCUUCUAAUGUAUAGGCAAAGGCAGAACAGGAAGGGAAGAUAACCGUUCUGUUGACUAGAGAUACCCUUGCUCAGUCAGAAACCGGUAGCUUUCUGUAUUAUACCUACUGCAGUAUUCAACUGGUUCUAAGGACUCUGAUGAAGGCCUGGUGCAUCCAGAGCAGAGAUUUAUAAACUGUUUUUGAUUACAUUGGACUGGGGGAAAUUCAA